Messenger RNA from Cannabis sativa, 883 nucleotides. RefSeq lists its product as uncharacterized. Lineage: Eukaryota; Viridiplantae; Streptophyta; Magnoliopsida; Rosales; Cannabaceae. Gene Ontology annotation, molecular function: nucleic acid binding; zinc ion binding. The coding region runs from base 8 to 496 and encodes 162 amino acids. The transcript has 2 exons. The record is from RefSeq and is a predicted model, not a curated record.
CGCACGGAUGGAACCUCAUCAAAACGUGCGUGAUCAUGUUCUCCUCAUGUCCAGUUAUUUCCAAGAAGCCCAGGAUCAUGGUGCUGAAAUGGACAGUGCUACUCAAGUAAGUCUUAUCUUGAACAGCCUGACUCCAGCAUUUCUACCAUACACAUCAAAUUAUGUCAUGAAUAAGAAGGAAAUUGACUUUCAUGAAUUAGUCAAUGACCUUCAAACUUAUGAAAAUUUGAUUGGAGGACCCAAGAAGAAAGGGAGUAAACCUCAUCCUGGUAAUGGUAAUGGGACGAUGAAACCUGAAGCAAAUGUCGCCUCUGCUUCAAAGCCCAAAUCGAAGAAGAAGUGGAAGAACACCAAGAAGCGAACAAAAGUCAUGAAAAAGACUGCUCCUUCUGGUGAUGCUACACUUAAAGGAAAGUGUUUCCACUGCAAUGAAAAAGGCCAUUGGAAACCCCAAUGUCCUAAACUUCUUGCAAAGAAACAAGGCCAAGCUACUUGAACUCAAUUGAGUUGGAUCAGCAAGCUGGACCAAGGGUGAAAUCGUCCAGAUGAAGAUGAAGCUCUUCAAUUUAUUUUUUGAAUUAAUUGUUUUAGUUUAAAGACAAUUUGGAUUUCAAAUUUUAGUUAGGGAUAUUUAUCCCUGUUUCUCUCAUAUUGUUGCAAUUUUUUUUAUUAAUAAAGUUUUAUUUUUUUUCGAAAUUCCCUAUUGCAAUUUAUGAGAUUGAGCUUCAUUUAAUUCUAUCUUCAUCAAUUAUUACCACAUUAUAUUUAUAUGUUUGUAUGUGUAAGUGUUUUUAUUAUUGAUGCAAAUUCUAUAAUAUUUACAACUCUUCAUAGAGUUAUAUUAUAUAAACACUAGAAAUUAUUUCUAUGUUUAUCAAUAAUU